Molecule: messenger RNA, 4425 nt
Organism: Hansenula ciferrii
Lineage: Eukaryota; Fungi; Ascomycota; Saccharomycetes; Phaffomycetales; Wickerhamomycetaceae
Gene: VPS15
Product: ubiquitin-binding serine/threonine protein kinase VPS15
Exons: 1
Coding region: 1-4425 (1474 amino acids)
Biological process (GO): autophagy of peroxisome; macroautophagy; protein targeting to vacuole
Cellular component (GO): late endosome; phosphatidylinositol 3-kinase complex, class III, type II; phosphatidylinositol 3-kinase complex, class III, type I
Molecular function (GO): protein binding; ATP binding; protein serine/threonine kinase activity
Source: RefSeq, a predicted model, not a curated record
AUGGGUGCUCACUUAUCAUUGAUGGCGCCAACCGCUCCAUCCAUUGCCCUUUCAGCAUAUGUUGAUGUGUUGGAUCAAAUACAAUAUUUAGAACAAUUAGGAACUUCAAGAUUUUUGAAAACAGUCAAAGCAAAUGAUCCAGAUGGUUCAAUUGUUACAAAGGUAUUCAUUAAACCAAAUGAAGGUAUCGAAUUAUCGAAAUGGAAGAAAAUUCUUGAUAAACAAAAAGAUGAUCUUGUUGAUAUACCUAGUGUUUUACCAUAUUUGAAAAUAAUAGAAACAGAUAGAGCUGGUUAUCUAAUACGGCAAUUUAUCAAAUCAAACAUAUAUGAUAGAAUAAGUACAAGACCAUUUUUGGAGAAGAUUGAGAAAAAAUGGAUCAUUUUCCAAUUGUUGAAUGCUGUUAAUGAUUGUCAUGAAAGAGAUGUUACACAUGGUGAUAUUAAGACCGAAAAUAUACUUGUAACGUCAUGGAAUUGGAUAUUAUUAACUGAUUUUGCUCCUUUCAAACCGGUUUAUUUACCAGAAGAUAACCCAGGAAGUUUUUCAUUCUUUUUCGAUACAUCACAAAGAAGAACAUGUUAUUUAGCACCUGAAAGAUUUUUGAAUAAUGAUGAUUAUGAUGUGGAAUUAAAUGAAGGUGCUAUUAUAACGAAGGAAAUGGAUGUUUUCAGUUUAGGUUGUGCCAUUGCUGAGAUUUAUUUGGAAGGUGUACCAAUUUUCACUUUAUCACAAUUAUAUAAAUAUAAAAGAGGAGAGUUUGAACCAGAUUUGAAUGUAAUUGAUGAUCCUCAUAUUAGAGAACUAGUGAAGAGUAUGAUAAGUUUGGAUCCAAAAGAUAGAUCGUCAACAAAAGAAUAUUUAGAUCAAUACAAAUCAGUUGCUUUCCCAGAAAAUUUCUAUACUUUCAUUUAUGAAUAUUUUAAAAGUUUUAAUGAAGAUAUUGUUCCAUUCCAUUCAACUGGGAGAGUAUAUGAAUGUGACUCAAGAAUUAAACGUUUAUAUAAUGAUUUUGACAAAAUAUCAUACUUCCUGGGUUAUAAAUAUGAAGCAACAAAAGAUGAUGAGUUAGACGCUGAUGAAAGAAUCAGAAAUGGUUCUUUGAAACCAAUAAGACUUUCAUUACCAGGGAUACAGAAAAAUUAUAGCUUAAAAUCAACCUCUAAAGUAUUGGGUGGUCCAGAUGAUGCAGCAUUAAUAUUUCUAAGCUUUAUAGUUACAGCAUCACGUAAUGUUCGCCAAGAAUCAUCAAAAAUUCAAGCAUUGGAACUAAUAUUAGCAUUAGCAGAAAGAGUUCACGAUGAAGCCAAAUUAGAUAGAGUGCUUCCAUAUGUCAUUUUGUUCUUUAAUGAUUCCUCCAUCAAUGUUCAAGCUACUGCUUUAAAGACUUUGACACAACUUUUGGUGCUUGUUGAUGCAAUUGGUCCUGUCAAUGUUUUAUUAUUUUCUGAAUAUAUCAUACCUCGUUUAUCUGCUUUGUUAUCAAAUGCUUCAACAUAUGUUAGAAUUGUUUUUGCUGCAUGUCUUCCAUAUUUAUCUCAAACUUCAUUAAGAUUUCAUGAUAUGGCUACCAUUUUGAAGACUACUGUGCUUGAAACAUCAAUUGAUCCUGAAACUGAAAAUAAUGGUAUCUCACCAGUAGGUAUGUUUGAUAUUUCAAAGGAAAGUUUACGUGCUGAUUUUGAAACAUUUGCGAUCUCUAUGCUAACAGAUACUGAACCAAAUGUUAAAAUUGCAUUGCUGAAAAAUAUUUUACCAUUAUGUUCAUUCUUUGGUAAAGAAAAGACAAAUGAUUUGAUUUUAAGUCAUUUGAUAACUUACUUGAACGAUAAGAGCUCAUUUUUAAGAAUUUCUUUCGUUGAAGCUGUUGUUGGACUAUCUAUUUAUGUCGGUAGUGCAAGUUUAGAGCAUUAUAUUCUACCUUUAUUAGUACAAACUUUAACAGAUCCUGAAGAAUUAGUGGUUAUCAGAGUCUUACAAAUUUUCAGAGAUUUGAACAAAUUAGGGUUGAUAAGCAAAGAUUACAUUUGGGACCUUUUAAGUUCAGUUUCGAAAUUGUUGCUACAUCCUAAUGAAUGGAUUAAACAGUCAGCAUUAAUGCUAAUAAUAUCCACUGCUGAACAUGUUUCAUUAGCUGAUUUAUACUGUGUUUUAUAUCCUAUUAUUAGACCAUAUUUUGAAUAUGAUGUUACAUCAUUUACAUGGGAUGGACUAUAUUCUGUUUGCAAACGUUCUAUUUCACGUUCUGUCUAUAAUUUAGCUUGUACAUGGUCAUUAAGAGCUGAGAAUUCAUUGUUUUGGCAACAAGUUAAAAGUCCACAUACAGAUGCAUUUGGUAAUAGAGGUCUUGACUUUUUAAGUAAACCAUUAGGUGGGCUAUCUGCUUCAAAACAAAACGGUGUCAACUCUAUAAUAUCAUCACAUAAUGAAGUUCCGUUAUCAAGUGAAGAUAAAUCUUGGAUUGAUAGACUUAUUUCCUCUGGAUUACAUGAAAAGGAACUAUGGAAAGUUGCUGAUAUGAGAGAAUAUAUUUAUAGAGUUUCCAGAAUGUCUAUCAGAAAUGCUGGCAAAGAAUAUGAAGAACAAAAUGGUGUUGAAACCCAAAAAUUUGGUGUGCUACCCAAAAAUGUUUUCUUUGAUUCAAAAUUACAAUCAGAUGUUUUAUUACCAAGAACUUCGCAUGAAUCUUCAAGAAGCCCAUUUGGUUCCAUUGAUGAUCGUUUAAACGUUGAUGCUUUAACUCAGAAUGGAUCAAAUUCUGAAAACUUUGAUGAGGUUACAUUGACACCAGCUGAACUUAACAGAUCACAAAGUAUUGAAGUUAACGAUGCUUCGGGGACAUCUUUAGUACUUAAAAAUUCCAAAGCAGCACCUUCAAUAAUUACAAAUGAAGAAAAUGCUUUUGGUGAACUGGAAUCAUCAUUCCAUCAAAGAAAACAAUCAUUGAAACCAAGGGACUCGAAUGAUCCGAAAGUUGUAUCUACCAUUAUCACAAAUAGUUAUACUGGUAAUGAUCCAUUCGUUGUUAGAUUCUUGAAUAGUAUAAAAAUUGAACCAACUUUAGAAGAAUUUACAGAAUUUGAUAGUCCAGUUCAACAAAUUAAUCUAGCAGCCACUAAAAGUUGGACUCCAAAAGGUGAUUUGAUUUCACAUACUAGGGAACAUAAAUCAAGUAUAACUUCAAUUGAUGCAUCACCAGAUCAUAGUUAUUUCAUAACUGGUGAUAAUGAAGGACACUUGAAACUAUGGGAAACAGCAAGGUUGGAAAAGAAUGUAUCUCAGGUCUCCACAUUAACUGUUGAUUAUGAAUCACCUAUUACCAAAAUCGUGUUUUUGAAUAAUUAUAAUGUCUUUGCAGUGGCAGCUAAAAAUGGCUCAAUUAAAAUUUUAAAAGUCUUAUUCAAGAAGAAUAAAAGAAAUCAUAUUGUUCCUGAUACAUUAACAAUUCUUCGUGAAUUAUAUUUAGAUGGUGAUGACUAUGCUGUGGAUUUACAAUUUGGCACAAGAAAUCAAAAACAUAUACUAUAUUGUGUUACUUCGUCCUCUGAAUUUAUUUCCAUUGAUAUAAAAAACAUGGAAAUCAUAUUAAAAUUAGAUGAAAAUCCAUCAUAUGGUAACAUUACUUGCUUCACUAUUGCAAAAGAUGAUAGUUGGUUAUUAAUUGGUACAUCACUAGGUAUUUUAAGUUUAUGGGAUUUAAGGUUCCAAUUACAUUUGAAAUCAUGGAAAUUUAGAGCUGGAUUUGCCAUUAAGCAAUUAUCAACAUGUUCAGAUAAUUAUCAUUUGAAUAGAAAAAAAGGAAGAUAUGCAACUGUUAUUGGUGGUACUGGUGAUUUAGAUGUUACAAUAUGGGAUGUUAGUACUGGUACAUGUCGUGAAGUAUUUACAAGAUCAACUGAAGGUAAUAGUUUGGAUAAGUUCAAUCUGGAUGAGAUCCAUAAUUUGAAGACUAAUAGCGAUGAUAUUACAAGUAAAUUAUCAGAUCUUUCAAUAAAUAAAAUUGAAGCUGAUCGUUCGUUAACUGCAUUACAAUUAGUGGAAAGACAAGUUGAAAAUAGAAAAAAGUUUUGGGUACUUGCAGCUUCACCAAAUUCAGAUAUGAUAAUGUGGAAUGUAUUACAACCAGAAGAUUCCAAGAUAUUAAAUAGAAGUAUCAAUCAAGAGAACAAACCUACAUUUUCAUCAUCACAGAUCAAUCCAAAUUUAAGAAUCAUUACUGAAAGAUAUCCAACAGAACCAGAAAACACUAGAGAUAAAAGAUUGGAUAAGAAGCUAAAACGUACCAAACAAUCCCUUCUGACAGACGCUCAACAAGACUUGAUCAAGAGACACCAUGAUAUAAUCAAUGGAUUCAUCGUUCUCAGUAGACCUUAUAAUAUGAUUGUCUCUGUUGAUCGCUCAGGUACAAUGAAUGUGUAUAAAUGA